This is a messenger RNA of Nylanderia fulva, 2817 nucleotides long. RefSeq names its product AFG3 like matrix AAA peptidase subunit 2 (gene Afg3l2). Gene Ontology annotation, cellular component: membrane; m-AAA complex. The record is from RefSeq and is a predicted model, not a curated record. Lineage: Eukaryota; Metazoa; Arthropoda; Insecta; Hymenoptera; Formicidae. Gene Ontology annotation, biological process: mitochondrial protein processing. Gene Ontology annotation, molecular function: ATP hydrolysis activity; metalloendopeptidase activity; ATP binding.
AUGUCACCCACCAUCGAGUCGCGAGUCUCGCCUCGUCGGCGAUAACUGAUGGAGUAAGAUGGUUGCUCGCGGCCGGUAGUGCGUUGCGUUCCCGAGACUUUUCCGAAACGUUAAUUAUAAUAAUAAGGGACGAGGCUUCAAUUCCGCCGUAGUCUCGUCGCAUCGUCGUCCUCGAAGCAUGGCGCAUCAAAUGCUCUCGUCGGCCAGCAAACUCGAAAGACUGAUUCUCAGGUCCACUCAGAAAGGUUAUUUCGACACGCUUCAGUUGAAGCGACACUUAACUUUGCUUAAAAAUGGUACAUCGUUAUCCAUGUUUGAGCAGUUGCAACAGAAAUUAAGAUUAUUUUGUAAACAGCCACCUAAAGGAUUUGAAAAGUUUUUCAAACCAGGUGGAGCCAAAAAUGCAGAAAAUGUUGCUAAGAAGGCAGAGGAAGCAUCGAGUAAAAAAACUAGUACACAGAAACCUUCUUCAUCUACCUCUAGCUCGUCAUCCAGUUCCAAAGAUUCUGGUUUCCAGUGGCCAUUUAAGAUUUCCAGCGACAGUUCACAGCGAGCAGGUAAAUCGUUCGAAGGUGGUGACAAGGAUAGGACAUUCAUGAUUCUGGGCGCACUUGGAACAACUGGUCUGAUUGCAUAUAUACUUGCCCAGGAUUUCAAUCAGAAGGAGAUCACAUGGAGGGAAUUUACAUACAAUUAUUUAAGUAAAGGUAUUGUCGACAAAUUAGAAGUGGUAAAUAAAAAGUGGGUGCGUGUAAAACUUCUACCUGGACAUACUGUUGAUGGUUCUGAUAUAUUGUGGUUCAAUAUUGGAAGUACUGAUACUUUUGAAAGAAAUCUGGAAAAUGCACAAAUAGAAUUAAACAUAGGACCGGAGAAUUAUAUUCCUGUGGUUUAUAAAAAUGAAUUGGAAGGAUCGACUCUAUUGUCAUAUCUACCACAGAUUCUUAUGUGGGGACUGCUCCUUUACUUAAUACGAAGAUCUGCGGAAGCAAUGACUGGUAAAGGUGGUAAAAGAGGUGGACUUUUUGGCACAGUAAUGGAAUCGACAGCAAAAUUAAUAAAUUCGAAAGAUAUUGGUGUACGAUUUAAAGAUGUAGCUGGUUGUGAAGAAGCUAAGAUUGAAAUUAUGGAGUUUGUAAAUUUCUUGAAGAACCCGCAGCAAUAUAUAGAUCUCGGGGCUAAGAUUCCAAAAGGCGCUAUGUUAACAGGGCCACCUGGUACUGGUAAAACUUUAUUAGCCAAAGCUACGGCCGGUGAAGCGAACGUACCUUUCAUUACGGUAUCCGGUUCGGAAUUCUUGGAAAUGUUUGUGGGUGUCGGUCCAUCAAGAGUGCGCGAUAUGUUCUCUAUGGCGCGAAAACAUGCACCUUGUAUAUUAUUUAUCGAUGAGAUCGAUGCGGUAGGACGGAAGAGAGGAGGUCGGAACUUUGCGGGACAUUCUGAGCAAGAAAAUACAUUGAAUCAACUCUUGGUAGAAAUGGAUGGAUUUAACACGACGACCAACGUGGUGGUGUUGGCGGCAACUAAUAGGGUAGACAUUUUAGAUAAGGCGUUACUUAGACCUGGAAGAUUCGAUAGACAAAUAUUUGUACCUGCGCCCGAUAUCAAAGGACGAGCGUCCAUUUUCAAAGUGCAUUUAGCUCCUUUGAAAACUAUACUGGACAAGGAUCAGUUAGCGCGAAAGAUGGCUUCUUUGACUCCUGGCUUUACAGGAGCUGAUAUCGCGAACGUUUGCAAUGAAGCGGCCCUGAUCGCGGCAAGAGAUUUGAAUGAUGAUAUUCAGCUUAAAAACUUUGAACAAGCUAUCGAGAGGGUAGUUGCCGGCAUGGAAAAGAAGACCAAUGUGUUGCAACCUGAGGAGAAGAAGACAGUCGCGUAUCACGAAGCUGGUCAUGCGGUAGCCGGCUGGUUCUUAGAGUAUGCGGAUCCGCUUCUGAAGGUGUCGAUUAUCCCGCGCGGUAAAGGAUUAGGAUAUGCCCAGUAUUUGCCACGUGAACAAUAUCUUUACACGAAGGAACAGUUAUUCGAUCGGAUGUGUAUGACGCUCGGAGGACGAGUAUCGGAAGAAAUCUUUUUCGGCCGCAUAACCACAGGCGCUCAGGACGAUUUGCAAAAGAUUACAGAAAUUGCAUAUGCGCAAAUUACGCAAUAUGGUAUGAACGAGAAGGUCGGGAAUGUCAGCUUUCAAAUGCCGAAGCCAGGAGACAUGGCUCUGGACAAACCAUAUUCCGAAUAUACUGCGCAACUUAUCGACAAUGAGGUCCGAGAUUUGAUCGACAGGGCGCAUAAACGAACGCGAGCCCUUCUGAACGAGCACAAACAAAAUGUAAUCAAGGUCGCCGAGAGAUUAUUGAAGCAGGAGAUUUUAAGUAGGGACGACAUGAUCGAAUUACUUGGUGCUCGUCCAUUCCGCGAGAAAUCCACUUACGAAGAAUUCGUCGAAGGCACUGGCUCUUUCGAAGAGGACACUUCGUUACCGGAAGGAUUGAAGGAAUGGAACAAGCCUAGGGAAGAAUCCUCCGAGGAUGGUGACAAGAAGGACAAAACGGCGGAGUCUGGCGAGUCGCAGACGCAACCUUCUAAAGCAGCCUCCAGUGAUAAACAGCCGCAGCAACGACUAUAACCUGUAACAUUUUAGUCUCGCAACUUUGUAUAAUAGUUCGAAAUACACAAUCAUAACAAUAUAAGUGAAGAUGUUCAACAGUAUAUUCAGCUGCAUCAACUGUUGUAACCGCUGUACACGAUAAGGUCGUCAGUUUUUAACGCGACGUUCCUGUGAUGUGUAGUUCUUGUAAAUUAAAUUUAAAUUGCUUUCUA